Messenger RNA from Penicillium bovifimosum, 2901 nucleotides. RefSeq lists its product as uncharacterized. The transcript has a single exon. The coding region runs from base 1 to 2901 and encodes 966 amino acids. Gene Ontology annotation, biological process: translational elongation. The record is from RefSeq and is a predicted model, not a curated record. Gene Ontology annotation, molecular function: translation elongation factor activity; GTP binding; GTPase activity. Lineage: Eukaryota; Fungi; Ascomycota; Eurotiomycetes; Eurotiales; Aspergillaceae.
AUGGCAUCCAUCUUCACCUAUGAUCCAGACCCACCCCGGGUAUCGUCCCCGUGGUCGACUUCUGGAUCCUCGACUCCCCAAAUCAAUCCAUCAGGCCGCGGCUUGGCUGUCCGCACACGCUCUAGCACAAGUCUACUACGUGCUGAUCCUGACUUGCUAUCCAACUAUGGAAUAUCAAAAUUGGAGCCAGAGCCCCAAGAAGGUCCCACGGAGUACAAAUUACACCUUCUUCUUCGGCCAAGGCGUCCCUAUAUCUCCAUGUCAACCGGGAAUGUAGUAGCGGGCUCUUACCAUCACCAUGCAUUGGCAACAAUGUCUGGGCCUGCAGACCCAGGCUCAGAAGCAAUGCCAAGACCCAUGCAAGCCAAGUCGAGCCAGAGCCGCCAUCAACGUCUACAGGGGUUGACCACUCAGCUACUGUGGCGGUUGCAGCAAUCCUCGCCCUUUCAUUCCUCCACCACUUCCAACCUUGUGGUACCUGUUCUCCCGGAGGCAGCGUUGGAGCUGGGGGUGCCUGCUAAACCCGCCCGCCUGCUUCCUGGUCUUGAGGAGAGUCAGGGCGCUCUGUACGAGAUUGGUGUUGCCGAUGACGGUGUUUUCGUAGGUCUCACGCAGGAUGAGUUGGAUGAGAGUCUAGCAACUUUACAGGCCAUGGCAGCCAGUCUAGGAUGUAAAGUGGGGAUCCUUCGUCGAGUCGUGGUUGGGAAGUGCGAAUGGACUGAAGACUUAUCUUCCGUAUCAGCCGACACAACCGAGAGCAGAACGGAAAGUCUUUGGGUCGCUGAGGCCCUAGUGAGCCCUGACCUGGACUUCUACAGUAUCUCUCGCAUCAAGUCCAAGAAUGAUCCAGAAACCACUACAGUACUCGAAUCUGGCAAACUGUCGGUUUCGGAUGAGGACUACUCUCAAACAGAGCAAAUUCGCAUUUCUCUUGCGGGCCCCAGCACCGCAGGAAAGUCUUCCCUUCUGGGUACAUUGACUUCAUCUACACUUGACAAUGGGAGAGGGAAAGGCAGGCUGAGUCUGCUCAAACAUCGACACGAAAUAUCAUCCGGUGUCACCAGCUCGGUUGCCCAGGAAUUGAUCGGGUACACGCAUGAGCUACCUGCCACAGUCGUCAACUAUGCCUCCGGUAAUGUUGCCUCCUGGGAUGAUAUCCAUGCCGCCUCCAAAGGCGGUCGUUUGGCUUUUGUCUCGGAUCUACCUGGAUCAGUCCGAUACUUGAAAUCUACCCUUCGAGGUCUUGUCAGCUGGGCUCCUCACUAUGUGAUGCUUUGCAUUCCAUCUAAUUGCGGCAUCGAUACGCCUGAUGGUGAGCAGGCAAAAUCUGAACAAUCAGAAAUCGAUGCAUGUCUGUCAUACCUGGAGCUCUGUCUAAAAUUGAAGAUCCCUGUGUUAAUCAUCAUUACCAAAUUGGAUCUUGCGUCUCGAAGCGGACUACGGGAUAACCUGGCAAGGGUUCUAUCUGCCCUCAAAGCAGCUGGGCGACAGCCCGCGAUGCUCCCUGCAUCGCCUGCGGGCGACAAGCCACUUGACCUUCAGCAAAUCAGCGCGGUUGAUAGCACUUCAGUACAGAAAGUGGUCGCUGCGGCUGAAGGGAAAUGGGCACACACCGUUCCCAUCAUGCUCACCAGUGCUGUGGAUGGUUCUGGCAUUGGGAAACUUCAUGCCUUCCUUCGUUAUCUUCCCAUUCCUGCACGACCCUCUCAAAGAACUCUACACAUCCCCAAGGAAUUACCAGCACCUGUCCAGAUCUCAGCCAACAUCUUCGAUGUCGAUGAAGUGUUCGCCAUCCCACCCUCCAAAGUCUAUUCAAUGGAUUCGGAGAAAGGAGCCCAAGAAAACCGCGGCAUGGUCCUCUGCGGUCUGGUUCGUCGCGGCAAUAUCUCCAUUGGCGACGAGCUGGUCAUAGGUCCCAUCCUGGUGGAUACCCCAAGUGACCAAGUAAACGAGGUCCAACUAACCGGGGGCUCACCGCUCCGCAGUGGACCCGGUUCCUCGGGCGAUCUCCCGGCAUCCUUCCCGCAAAGCUUUCUGUCCGGCAAGGACUCAAAGGCAAGAUGGCAGCGUAUCCGCGUUGUCAGCGUAAGGGACCUCCGGCUAUCCGUCCGCCGCCUUGUGGAAGACCAAGUGGGAACAAUCGGAAUCGAGCCCGUCGGUGUCUCCGAAGAUGGCCGUCAACCUCGUCUGGGCCGAAUCCGUAAAGGCAUGGUCCUCGCAAACUUCCACACCCCACUCCCGAGGUUAGAUAACAACACCUCAUUAUUAACGCUACCAUUCCACACCGGUUUCAUCGCCACCUUCCGCUCUACCGAGUUUUCAGCGCCAAAUUCCCCUCCACUCUUACUUGGCGGCAACGCCAUAGCCUACAUCGCCAACAUCCGAACUACAGUCCGUGUCGUCUGCAUGGCGCUAACGGGUAGCGAAGACGCAGAGCAGUCUCCCCAACCGCCUUCUCCCACGGAGCCUGAACUCUUCAGCUUCGAUGCCGAUGUUCAGAAUCCUUCUAAGGAAAAAGCAGACGGCACUAGUACAAUUCAUACCGCCUUGGACGCAGCAUCUGGUCUUGGUCGCCGCCGCCAAUCGGCAACGGAUAUCAGCAAAGUCAUGUCCGGCCCAUCUACAUCCGUCGUUGGAGCUGCUUCUUCCGCGGAAGCUCUCAAGGAGAAUGUCAAGAUUACCUUUGCGCUCGUCUCGUCUGUUGAAUGGGUCGAGAUUGGGUCUCAGAUCCUCAUUAUGCCGAGCGUCUCCAUAGCUUAUGCGUCGUCUCAGUCGGGGACUACAGUGGCGUCUGCGCCUGGUGCUAGCUCUGCCGGGACGGUGUCUAUGUCUGGGUUAGAGGGGUUUGUGGGGACGAUUUGUGAGGUUGUCCCCGGGAGGGUUCCAGGCGCUGAGAGCUAG